Molecule: messenger RNA, 618 nt
Organism: Caenorhabditis remanei
Lineage: Eukaryota; Metazoa; Nematoda; Chromadorea; Rhabditida; Rhabditidae
Exons: 6
Coding region: 1-618 (205 amino acids)
Molecular function (GO): GTPase activity; GTP binding
Source: RefSeq, a predicted model, not a curated record
AUGUCGGACUUUGGUAAUCCGUUGAAGAAAUUCAAGCUCGUCUUUCUUGGAGAGCAGAGUGUCGGCAAGACCUCUCUCAUCACUCGCUUCAUGUACGACUCAUUCGACAACACCUACCAGGCUACGAUCGGAAUCGACUUCUUGAGUAAGACUAUGUACUUGGAGGAUAGAACCGUCCGUCUUCAACUCUGGGACACUGCUGGACAGGAACGCUUCCGCUCGCUCAUUCCAUCGUACAUCCGUGAUUCAACUGUCGCCGUUGUUGUCUACGAUAUCACCAAUUCCAACUCAUUCCACCAAACAUCCAAAUGGAUCGAUGACGUUAGAACCGAGCGUGGUAGCGAUGUGAUCAUCAUGUUGGUUGGAAACAAGACCGAUCUAUCCGAUAAGAGACAAGUCACCACUGACGAAGGAGAACGAAAGGCCAAGGAGUUGAAUGUAAUGUUCAUCGAGACAUCGGCCAAGGCUGGAUACAACGUCAAGCAACUUUUCCGUCGCAUUGCUGGAGCACUUCCAGGAAUUAUCAAGGAUGAUCCAGUCGAGCCACCAAAUGUUGUCACCAUGGACCCAAUCCGCCAGCGUCAAAUCGUCACCGAGGACGGAUCGUGCUGGUGCUAA